CUUGUACACCUGCAUCCUGCGAGCCUGGUAAUGUGGUCGGGCCCAAAUGAACCAGAGCCGACGGAGUGGGCUGGAGGCAGAGGCACCAGCAGCAAUAGAGUGGCCUCUGCUUGCCAGAGAUGCCGCCGGCUGAAACACAAAUGCGACAUCCAAAGACCUUGUACACUCUGCGCGAGAGCCGGUGCUUCUUGUGUACCUGGUGAUGCCGCGAGCUGGAAAGUCUACCUUGGCCGCGUGACAAAGCCUCUUCCAAGUGCCAGCCCGAACGCGAGAAAGCAGCAGCCUUUGCCGUCGCCCUCACCAUUCAGCGGAGAUUACCACACCUCUCGUGACAGCCACGUAGCGUCCACGGAGGGAGUGACGAUCAGUGGCGGAUCAGUUCCGCGCCAUGAAUCGCCCAUUCCAGACUCUGCCUUCAAUGAGGCCACGUGGAACUCGUCCUCGACCGUGGUUUUGGUCGAAGAGGCUUUUCACUAUCAUGAUUCCGACACUCCUUCGCCCUUGGAGAUAUCGGCAUAUUCUACUGGAAUAUGGAAACACGACGAAAACCUGCCUUCACGGCCUACCAAGGCCUUGUGGCAAAGGAACCCAUCCCCCGGCUUCUCUUCACCCACCGCACGAGAACUCCUCAAAUUGCUUCCCCAACGGGAGCCCGCCACGAUACUGCUGAACACGUAUUUCGAUCGCGUGCACUGGUUCAUGUUGUUGUUCCACCAGCAAGACUUUCGAGCCAAGUUUGCCCAGCUCUAUGAUCACUUGUAUGUUCAGCGAGCUCCUGCUGCCAUCAGUGACUUCACCGGGUUCCUGAGUACCCUCUUGGCCACAUUCGCGAUUGCGAUCCAGCAUGCCGGUGAAUACCGGAAAAGCCUCUUGCUUCAGGCCGGCCUCGAUCCCAAUGCCCUCCAAGAGAAGAUUCUCGCGACCCUGAACUUCAGACUCAUCGAAAUUCUGUCUCUUGGGUCUCUGGAGGCGGUGCAAACCUGUGUCCUCCUGGGCAGUUACCACCUCUACCAUGGUCGUCCAGAUUUGGCAUGGCCCAUCUGCGGUUGUGGACUCCGGAUCGCCCAAGCGCUGAACUUGCAUCGCAAGAUGCGACUGCUCAAUUCCUCAGCUGACAUUCCAGCUGUACCGGCGUACCGGCUCAACGAAGCUAGAAAACGAGUCUGGUGGGCGGUCUACGAAAUCGAGACGGUCUGUUCUAUGCUGUAUGGAUACCCCCUUAGCAUAUCGGAUAGCGAUUGUGAUGUCGAAUGGCUGGACUAUAGUACGCGUCAGCCAUUGAACAACCCGCCGUCCGAUACCCAGCUGAGCGGCGAAGCCACGUUGUUGUCAUACAAGUAUCUUAUGUCGAAAUUGUCGAUGAUCAUCCGGGUGGUGCUAACUGAUCUAUACGGUUCGCAUCGCAAUUUGCCGGCCAAAGUGGCGAGCUCAGCCACCAGAAACGCCCGGCUCCACCAAUUGGUUCAAAAGGUGGCAGAACUGGACCAGAAACUGUGCUCCUGGUACGAAUCGGUGCCCUGCAAGCUGAAAUUGGACGAUCUACCCUCGUCACCGUCAGCCCAAUGGUACGUGGAAGAGAUUGAGAAAACCUUGGGAGCUUCUGGUGAAAGAUUCGAGAGCUACAUCUUUGGACUCCAGGCUCUGGCGCUGAAAUUGGCCUUUGAAAAUACGAGGAUAUUGAUCCACCGACCCCUUCUGUCCUACAAAAUGAUCACUCCUUCAAACACCUCCGAGUGGCCAUCGAACCCGCCCCAGACGUUGCAGAUUACCGAUCCUUUUCAAAGCUCGAUAGAAACCUGCCGAGAUGCUGCCCUCCGGACCGCCGAGGUGGGCAAGUUGCCGGUCUUCACGUACGCCUCGACCACCUUUGCAGCUGCCUUCUUUGGAAUGCAUCUCUUCACGGCCGGAGUCACCUUGUGUGUCAUGACGAGCCUGGAGCCACUCAGCUUGAGAGCCUAUGAGACAAAGAUGGGCGUGCGCAGCCUGAUGACCAUGCAGGUCUCAUUGAAGGAGUCAUCGAUCUUGGCGGCACAGGGACUGGACCUCCUGAAGAAAUUGACCAAAGUAGUGCUGCGCAAGGAAACCGAGGAGAUGUUCGAAUUUACCGCUCCUGCACCGGGGAGGGACUUUCCAGUUCCGCAUCCUUCGAACGACGAGCCUCCACCUCAAUUGACGGAAGCCCCUCGCCAACAUCGCGACGACACGCAAUCCAUCGACUCUCAAUCUCAUAACGCUCGUCAAACUCGCCUUGCUCCAGCGAGAGACGAGUCCACCGGGAGUUUUCAGCACACCACCCAGCAGCCGGACAACCACACGUUCGAGCAAGGCAAUAUUGACUUUGAUGAGAACACGACAGUGGCGAGGACGCUUCUGGAUCUCGAAAACGUCAUGUUCAACUUUCCUGCGUCGCGAAACUCUCCCUUGGACCAGUCCGGCAUGUGUGACGACAACUUUCCAUUCACCAACGACUUUAUCGAGCAGGACCAGAGCUGGAUAUGGGGUUUCGAUUAUUUCCAGAACGAUGAUGGCUGAAGGCACCUGGCUGCUGGCGAUGUACAGGUUUCCUACAUCAAUACUAGUUAUACAGCGUUCACAGGCUUGUCUAGAACAACAACUUCGUGACCAACUAGCAUCAGGAGAUCUGUGAAGCAGUAGGAAAAGUGUCUGCCUAUCACCUUUCCUCCCCACCACCCAUUACUACAUCGCCUCACACCUUGCUCACGAUCUCGCAUCAAGAGAGUCCAGCAGGUAGUCCGAGGCAGUCAAGAGUUAUCUAACGGCAGACUGAGUCUGGCGGGAGAGGGAGCAGGUUAUUUAUCAUCGAGGCGUGCACUUGGUACUCUCGGGAGUCAUUCCUUAACGGGGUCACACUAGGGAACCAAUCUCCAGGUAGCUUUUGUUUGGAACGUCUCUUUUUCGGCGUGGCGUGAGAUCUGCCUACCUUGGACAAGACAUACAAUCUGCCAAUUUGGCGAUGGUGAAAAUGAGCUAAGUGCGAAACUCAGCGAAUUCUAUAGGGUAAUCUACGAACCCAACGCCGCGCAAGAACUUUUGGUUUAUCUAUAUAUUCU
Messenger RNA from Cladophialophora immunda, 3071 nucleotides. RefSeq lists its product as uncharacterized. Lineage: Eukaryota; Fungi; Ascomycota; Eurotiomycetes; Chaetothyriales; Herpotrichiellaceae. The transcript has 5 exons. The coding region runs from base 31 to 2532 and encodes 833 amino acids. Gene Ontology annotation, biological process: DNA-templated transcription; regulation of DNA-templated transcription. Gene Ontology annotation, molecular function: zinc ion binding; DNA binding; DNA-binding transcription factor activity, RNA polymerase II-specific. The record is from RefSeq and is a predicted model, not a curated record.